AUGUCCGACAUGUUCGCUACUUACGUGAGUGAGUGUGGGAAUAAGCUGCAUACGCUGGAAACUAACAGAAUGCUGCUGAACAUGGAAUAUACUCACAGCUGGGUCAACCACAGCCUUAAUUUCGUGGACCCCAUCGCUGGAACCCACACGAACACUAUUGAGGGGCUGUGGGAGACCCGAAUCAAGAGGCACAUCAAGUCCAUGCGCGACAUGACUAAGAUGCGACUUGAAGAGUACCUGGAUGAGUAUAUGUGGCGAUCGUGGUUCUUCCCACCAAAAACAAGCGUGGCCAAGUACAUGGGAGGGCUCGUUGUUGCCAUUAUCAGAAACGAGUAA
This is a messenger RNA of Phytophthora nicotianae INRA-310, 336 nucleotides long. RefSeq lists its product as hypothetical. Lineage: Eukaryota; Oomycota; Peronosporomycetes; Peronosporales; Peronosporaceae. The record is from RefSeq and is a predicted model, not a curated record. The transcript has a single exon. The coding region runs from base 1 to 336 and encodes 111 amino acids.